Asparagus officinalis (garden asparagus) is the source of this 1308-nucleotide messenger RNA. RefSeq lists its product as uncharacterized. The record is from RefSeq and is a predicted model, not a curated record. The coding region runs from base 391 to 672 and encodes 93 amino acids. NCBI's taxonomy places the organism in Eukaryota, Viridiplantae, Streptophyta, Magnoliopsida, Asparagales, Asparagaceae. The transcript has 3 exons.
AGGGAAAAAAAAGAAAGAAAGAAAAAAUAAUAAAAAACAUGUAAAGAGUUAAAAAAUAAAACGGAUAUUGUGAGAAAUUCUUGUGUCUACCGAAUCAACUCGGAUAAAAGGAUAAAAAGCUCUGAGAAUCUUUUGGAUAAAUUGCUAAGAUCCGAAAAGAAACUCUCGCCGUCGCCGGUGAAUUUUUUCAGAAUCCUUAAUUUACACGCUAUCGACAUCCUUUUCCGUCCACUUCCAAGUCUCCUACCGAGGACGGUCAAGAAAACAAAAAAGAAAAAAAAAAAAAAAAAAAUUUAAAGGUUUUCGAUGCGUUGACCUUGGAUCUGAUCCCUGCGGAGGUUAUCUUCUCUUGGGAUUCGGAGUUACUCCUAAAGUUAGAAAUUUUGAGUCAUGAGCUUGGCGUGCAUCGCGUGCCACAGCGUAGACAGUCCAACACAUUCUUUCCGUAGUUACUCUGUUUCAAGCUCAGAGGGUGAAGGGCGAUGUGGGACUAUAGUUAACUACUUGACCCGAAAGGUCCCUGCAAACAACACGACACGGUCUAAAGUCACUCCGAUCUCAAACAUGGCAGGAACUCAAGGCAUUCCAGCAACACCUCGCCUCGUGAGGAGCUGUGCAGUUCCGAGAGACCUUGUACGAGACUGGAAUUUCGAUGAGCUUGUCGAAUCUUAAACAUCAUUGAUGAAGUCAAAGCUUAGUUAAAGGACCCAUCUUUACUCUGCCUUUAGAUCUAGGUGAAAGGGGGUUCGAUGUGCAUAUCAUCUUCCGUUAAUUGCUGGCAGAAGAGACCUAUGGCUAAGAUUUUUUUAUCAGCACCUAUACAUCCUGAUGUCGAAAUGGAGUUAGCUCUCUGUUAUCUGUACUAGUAACGUGGGCGUCACAUAAAAUCAUUUCAGCGUGUUGCGAGAAAUAUCUUAUAUUCUCUUAUGUGUGUUGAAAAUGCCCCUCUUAUAGUAGGCACGAGUACCAGAUGAAUAACUCUAUUUGGACAUCAUGGGUCUAAAUGGUAAUAAAAUGUCCAGGAAGUGUAGAAACCCCUAUUGUAUAGGGCUAUAUCUACAACGAAUCCUAUCACAUCUUAAUCUUCCACCAUUUCUUCGCUAUUUUUUGCUGUUUGUGUUCUCUGUUUUCAUAUGGAGUCUGUAAGAAAAUACGCGAGUAAGUGUAGCAGUGGCGACAUAAUUUUGUUAGAGCCCCUGUACAUUAAAAUAAUGCUAAGCUGACUUACAUUGCACUUACUAUCUACUCCAUGCGGUUCCUUGUAAUCAUUUCAUAGCUCCUGGUAAGCUAAUGGAUUCUUAUUUUUGA